This is a messenger RNA of Stylonychia lemnae, 360 nucleotides long. Lineage: Eukaryota; Ciliophora; Spirotrichea; Sporadotrichida; Oxytrichidae. The record is from the annotation of a GenBank genome assembly.
AUGGAAAGAUCUGACACUGGCCAUUUUUAAGAAAUGAGCGGAUCAUAGCAGUUCUAGUAAGAUACUUCAGAGAAUUAUUCAACUGAAAUGAUUGAGCAAAUGAAUUCGGAUAUCUUAGGAGAUCAAGAAUUUAGCAAUCUUUCAGAAUGGGAUAGGAUGAACAUGCUGAAAGCUGAUUAGAAAAUAUAAGUUAUAGAAGAAUAUGACUAGAGGCAAAUUUAAUAAAUUCUUUCAGAGUAAGUUUAAGCUAUUAAAUUUUUGUAGGAUCAAUAUUCUGGCAAAUUUGAUGUCUAAAGUCUAUGGCAAAUUCUACAGUAAAGAGAAACUUGUUUCAAAGAUCUUAGCACCAAUGAAAAAUGA